Messenger RNA from Acanthosepion pharaonis, 531 nucleotides. The record is from the annotation of a GenBank genome assembly. NCBI's taxonomy places the organism in Eukaryota, Metazoa, Mollusca, Cephalopoda, Sepiida, Sepiidae.
AUGAAAAAGAUUAUCUAUGAUGUUCAACACAAACAGGGCUGGAAACAAGCUUGUGAAUGUUCAGAACCUGUGGCUAAAGCAGGCUUGCAUCCAGACAAGUUAUCUGACUUUAUCAAUCUAUGUGCUUGCUUAUCUAUCUAUCUCUAUACACAUCUAUCUAUCUAUAUCUAUCUAUCUAUCUAUCUAUCUAUCUAUAUGAUCAUAACUAUCUAUCUGACUAUAUAUAUCAACCUAUCUACCUGCUUACAUUUCUUUCUAUCUAUCUAUCUAUCUCAAUCCAUUUCCUAUCUAUCUAUCUAUCUAUUUAUUUAUCUGAUCAUAACUAUUUAUCUGACUUUAUAUAUAACCUAUCUACCUGCUUACAUUUCUAUCUAUCUAUCUAUCUAUCUAUCUAUCUAUCUAUCUAUCUAUCUAUCUAUCUAUCUAUCUAUCUAUCUGUUUCCUAUCUAUCUAUCUAUCUAUCUAUCUAUCUAUCUAUUUAUCUAUCUAUCUAUCUAUCUAUCUAUCUCAAUCCAUUUCCUAUCUAUCUAA